AUGGCUGACUGUGGCCCUACUGCUCCAGACAGGCUGCCCCAGGAAUUGGUACUAGGUGACCCUGUCCCUAAGGCAAAAGGGCACCAGGUCUGUGAGGGCAAUGGCUUCCCAGGUGAGAAAACUGAGGGUGAAGAGUUGAGUGGCCAUGAAAGCCCAGAAGCCACUAGCCCAGGACCUGACCUGCAGGGCAGUUUGAUUGUACAUGGCUCUGAGAUGGCAACGGGCCAGCCUGGCCUUCUGGAGCAGGGGAACGGUCUGGAGGAUGGGCAAGAGAUCCUGUGUGACUUCUGCAUGGCCCAGAAGGUCCUGGCAGUGAAGUCCUGCUUGACCUGCAUGGUGAAUUACUGCGAGGACCACCUCCGGCCUCACCUGGAGAACAGCAAGCUGCGGAGCCACAAGCUGAUGGACCCCGCGAAGGACAUUGAUCUGCAGACCUGUGAGACUCACAAAGGCCACUUGGGGUGGUUCUGCCAGACCGACCUGGUGUGUGUCUGUGAGGAGUGCCUGGCCGAAGAGCACAAGGGGCACAACUUGCUCACCUGUGAGGCAGCCAGGAAGGACAAUGAGAGAGAACUUCUGCAGACUCAAGCAGAGUACGACUGGAAACUGAAGUCCACUGAAAACGCAAUUGUCAAGCUGCAGAAUAAUACACAGUCUAUAGUGAGUUCUAUUUCCGAAGUGAAAAACCUGGUGUCCGGUCAGUUUGGGGAGCUCUUGGAAGCUGUCAAGAUGGCCCACUCGGAUGUACUGGCAUUUCUAGAGGAGAAGGAGCACGUGGCGGUGAAUCAAGCCAACGGGAUAAAGAUCCAUCUGGAGCACAAGCAUGCUGCCAUGGAAGAGAAUAAACUCAGGCUGGAGAAGAUGGCCCUCCACACCAGUGACAUCCUGUUCCUUAAGGAAUAUUGUGAGCUCAAGAAGAACACAGGGGAUGAUGUGCUUCCCAGUGUUUAUAUUGGACUCAAAGAUAAACUGUCAGGGAUCAGAAGGGUCAUCUCAGAGUCAACAGAACUCUUGCUACAGCUUGUACAAACCACCUAUAAGGAAAAGCUCCAGGAGUUUGCAAAGGAAGAGGACUGUGGGAUCAAAACGAUGGUGUCUGCACUUGUACCAUCCAGGCACCGCAUAUCAGCUCCAGAUCCAGAGACUAGGAGUGACUUUCUCAAGUACACUUGCCCGUUAAUGUUUGACCCAGACACAGCCCACAGAUAUCUCAGGCUCUUGGAGGACAACCACAAAGUGACUAACACCACGCCUUGGGAACACUCCUACCCAGAUCACCCUGAAAGAUUUGAGCACUGGCGCCAGGUGCUGUCAGACAACAGCUUGUACAUGGGUCGCUACUACUUUGAGGCUGAAAUAAGCGGAGCCGGCGUUUACAUUGGUAUGACAUACAAAAGCAUUGACCGGAAGGGGUCAGAAAGCAACAGCUGUAUCUCGGGGAAUAACUUCUCCUGGAGCAUCCAGUGGCAUGGCAAGGGGUUCUCUGUGUGGCACAGUGAUGUGGAGACGCCACUGAAAACAGACACGUUCAACAGGAUAGGGGUCUAUCUGGACUACCCCAAGGGCACUUUGUCCUUCUAUGGUGUCACCUUGGACACCAUGACUCUGUUACACAAGUUUGAGUGUGAAUUUGCUGAGCCGCUCUACCCUGCUUUCUGGCUUUCGAAGAAAGAAAACUCCAUCAGAAUAAUCAAAGCAGAGGAUACUGAUGAGAAGACUCCUGCCUCUUCUGCUUCCUCAGAGGAAGCUGCUCCUUCCAACACACAUUCAGCAUCUGAGGUGGAAGCAUUGGCCAGUAUUUAGGUUGUGGAUCAAUAUUAGUAUUGUGGCAGCAGGGGCAGCAAGGAGAUACAUGCUACUGAGGUUUUAAUAAGAGGGUCCAUUGUUGGAUCAUAUUAAAGAAGUUCUUUAUUAAAAUCACAAAUUAGUUUGAUUCCCCAUAGUUUAAAUUCCAGGGUAUUACUAAUUAAGAGGUCUCUUGGUUUUUGGUACUGUUUCUCUCCCUCUAUGUGUGAAACUUGCAAGCUGCUAAUUGUGUUAGUACAUUCUAAGAUAGAGUCUGUUCUCAAAGCAAUUCUUUGUAACAACAACUACUCACACAGAGAGAGACUCAAAGCAAUACUCUGUAACAACAGAAACAGCACCCAGAGACUCCCUGCCCUUUUGUUGUAUUCAUCUUGCUUUGUUAACAAUUGUGAUUAAAACAGAGAUCGAGGAUGUGUGUGGAUAAUAACUGAAUGAUCAGGGAGGUGCCAGCCUAAGAAUCUAGUGUCCAUCGGCUGAAGAAGGCGUCAAGUGGAAAUAACCAGAGGACCCCCGGAGGGCAGAUUGGAAUCCACCCAACAGCCUCAAGAAUGGGAGAACCAAAGAACAAGAUAACAUCUGGCAGCAGGGAGCCAUCAGGAAUGUGCCAUCUGCUGAUUGAUUCAGCAACAGCAUGAUGAAGCAAUUCCCAUAGCCUGGCAUAGGAAGACAUUCCUAUAAAAAUGGACUCUAGAAAGUGAGAACUUUGGGGUCUGAUUCUGCAAACCAACUUCCAGGAGCAUCAGACGAGCAUCUGACAAGGCCCUGCUCCCUCAUGUCCAGGCCACCUGGCCAGUGGCUUGGCAUGAGCAACUCUGAGGCUGGUAAUUAUGAUAAUAACCUUGCAGAACCUGUGUGUGUAUGAAUAAAUAUGUGAAUAAAUAUCAAAUUGAAUGGAAUGUUAUAGCUAUAACUAAUUGCUUACUAUGAUUCUUUCUGUAUUCACAAUAAAUGUGGCAUUUUGCCUUUUUCCCUUUAAUAAGAUCCUGCUGGUUUUUAUUUUAUUGGUAUAACAUAAACACACAAAAGAUGGUGAGAUGCUCAGAGACUACAGCAAUGAGUGCUUAAGCAC
Molecule: messenger RNA, 2875 nt
Organism: Caretta caretta (loggerhead turtle)
Lineage: Eukaryota; Metazoa; Chordata; Testudines; Cheloniidae
Gene: TRIM16
Product: tripartite motif containing 16
Molecular function (GO): zinc ion binding; protein binding
Source: RefSeq, a predicted model, not a curated record